UCCCCAUAAUUUCAUCAUCAGGCUUCGAUUUGGACUUCCCUGUGGCUCCUAGAUUAAACUCGAUAAGUAGUAGCAGACUCUCGUUCACCUCGCAGUCCACACGGACUGUCGUCAUAGCGAGAGCGCUGCCUCAAAAUGGACGACGACAUGUUCAGCAUGCUGAACAAGACCAAAAAGGUCAAGAAAUCCAAGACCGUUAUUCCCCAGGGAACGAGCUCGAGCAAAGCUGCAGGAAAGCGACGAGCCAGGUCGGAUUCCCAAGAAGCCGCCUCUCAGGCGAGUGUAACCGAAGAUGGACCAUCCGAGAGGAAGAAGGCCAAAGUGCAGACGACCGAUGUCGACCCGAUGGAAGCAUUAGAACGAGGUACAGGAGGUUCAAAUGCGGGAGAUCAGACGAUGGAGGACGUGGAGCAGAGCAACGGCAACGUCGGAGACGCAUCGAUUGAUGUUGAAUUGCCAUCGGAGUCUAGCAAACCCAUGCCAGUGGUGACGGAUGACUUCGAGCAAGAGGCAGAGAGAGAAGUCGCCGCGACUAGCGGUUUCGCUAAAGUGGAAGAAGGAGAGAAGAUGAGGCUUGUCCACCAAGUCAGGCAUCAAGUCGCACUACCCCCUGAUUACCCUUACGUCCCUAUCUCGACGCAUAUUCCAAAAGAUCCGCCAGCUCGAAGUUACAAAUUCACGUUGGACCCUUUUCAGCGUGUCGCCGUCAAUUCAAUCGAACGAAAUGAGAGCGUCUUGGUAUCAGCGCAUACCAGUGCUGGAAAGACUGUCGUUGCCGAGUAUGCUAUCGCCACCUGUUUGAAUGAGAAGAAGCGAGUCGUAUAUACUAGUCCGAUCAAAGCACUGUCCAACCAAAAAUACCGAGAAUUGCAAGCAGAGUUUGGUGAUGUCGGUCUGAUGACGGGAGACGUGACGAUCAACCCAUCGGCAUCGUGUCUUGUCAUGACUACCGAAAUUUUGAGGUCCAUGCUUUACCGAGGUUCGGAAGUCAUGCGAGAGGUUGCUUGGGUCGUCUUUGAUGAGAUCCAUUACAUGCGUGACAAGGAUCGAGGAGUCGUGUGGGAGGAAACCAUUAUCCUGCUGCCACAUUCCGUUCGCUACGUCUUCCUUUCUGCCACCAUUCCCAACAGUAUGCAAUUCGCCGAAUGGAUCGCCAAGCUCCACAAUCAGCCUUGUCACGUUGUGUAUACCGAUUUCCGACCGACGCCGCUUCAACAUUACAUGUUCCCGGAAGGAGGAGACGGGAUGUACCUGGUAGUCGACGAGAAGAGCACGUUUAGGGAGGACAACUUCCAAAAGGCGAUGGGGUCGCUCGCUGCGCGCAGCGGUGAGGAUCCAGCAAACCCUAAUGGAGGCAAGGGCAGGCAAGGAAAGACCAGAAAGGGGAAGCCACAAGGCGAGGCUUCCGACAUUUACAAGCUGGUCAAAAUGAUCAUGCUUAAGAACCUCAACCCCGUCAUCGUCUUUGCCUUCUCCAAACGAGAGUGCGAGUCCCUCGCAAUGCAAAUGUCCAAGAUCAACAUGAAUAAGGAAGAAGAGUCGCUCUCCGUCGAAAACAUCUUCAACAACGCGCUGGGCGGACUCAACGACGAGGACAAGCAGCUGCCCCAAAUCGGUCACAUCUUGCCCUUGCUCAGGCGUGGUAUCGGUGUCCAUCAUGGAGGACUCCUGCCUUUACUCAAAGAGGUCAUCGAGAUUCUCUUCCAGGAGGGUCUCAUCAAGGUCCUCUUUGCUACCGAGACUUUCUCGAUCGGGUUGAACAUGCCUGCCAAGACCGUCGUCUUCACUUCGGUACAAAAGUUCGAUGGCAAGGAGUUCAGGCAUCUUUCAGGAGGAGAAUACAUCCAGAUGUCAGGACGAGCGGGACGUCGUGGACUGGACGCUCGAGGGAUCGUCAUCAUGAUGUGCGAACAAAAGCUCGAGCCAGAAGCAGCCAAGGGCAUGGUCAAGGGACAAGCCGAUCGACUGGACUCUGCAUUCCACCUCGGUUACAACAUGAUUCUGAACUUGAUGCGAGUAGAAGGUGUCAGCCCGGAAUACAUGUUGGAAAGGUGUUUCUACCAAUUCCAGAACACUGCAAAUAUCCCGGUCCUUGAGGAUGAGCUUCGCGACCUACAAAAGAAGGAAAAGGCAGUCAAGAUCGAUAGGCGCGACGAGAUCGAGGAAUACCAUGAAAUCCGAGACAGUCUCAUCAAACAACGGGGCGAUUAUCAGGCCGUGAUCACGGAACCCAGCUACGCGCUACCGUUCUUGCAGAGCGGUCGAGUUGUGCGGGUGGUCGAUGGAAAGCGUGACUUUGGAUGGGGGAUCGUCCUGCAAUCCGAGCGUCGUCAUUGGCCCAUGGUUCGCGGAGCGCCAAGCAAACCGGCUGACGUCAAGGCUUCUGACGAGCACAUCGUCUUUGUCCUACUCAACUGUGCCGCCAACGCUCGAGUGGAUUCCCGGGACAAAUCCGGUAGCGCCAUUCAAACCAUACAACCAGCUGGGGACGGGCCUGGGGAGCCAGUGAUCGUGCCAGUCCUAUUGAGCUGCAUCGAAAGCUUCUCGGUGGUCAGGACUCACAUCGGGCGAGAUCUUCGAAUGUUACAACCCCGUCAGGAAGCCUACGCGCGGAUCAAGAUGCUGCUUACCCAGAGAGGUGGAAAGGUGCCCGUCCUCGACCCCGUCGCCAACAUGGGGAUCAAGGAUGAAGGAUUCAAAAAGCUAGUGAAACGCAUUGCAAGUUACGAGCAGAAGUUGCAAGCUCUGGACAUCGCCAAAUCACCCGACCUCGAACGGCUCUACAACGAAUACUCCGACUAUGUCGAUCUCAAGAGCACUAUCCGAGCCGUAAAGAGAAAGAUUACGCAGGUGCAGAACGUACUUCAGUUGGAAGAGUUAAAGAAUAGGCAACGAGUCUUGCGACGAUUGGGCUUCACCUCGGCCGACGACGUCCUCAGCGAGAAGGCUAGGGUCGCGUGCGAGAUCAGUACCGGAGACGAACUGCUCCUUACCGAGAUGAUUUUUAGCGGCGCCUUUAACGACUUGACGCCCGCUCAAUGUGCUGCCGUGUUGGUUUGCUUCGUGUUCGAUGAGAAGAGCGAGACCAAGCCCAAGCUUCCCAAUGAAGUUCAAGCCGCUUUUAGAACGCUGCGAGAACAAGCCAAAACCAUCGCUCAGAUCUCGGUCGAGUCGAGAUUACCGAUCGUACCGGACGAAUACGUCAACUCGUUCAAACCUGAACUGAGCGAGGCAGUGUUCAGAUGGUGCAAUGGAGCCAGUUUUGCGGAAUUGUGCAAGAUGUGUGACGUGUUCGAAGGGUCGCUCAUUCGAUGCUUCCGUCGGUUGGGAGAACUGUUGCGACAGAUGGCUGCUGCCGCUCGAGUGAUCGGAAGUGACAGUCUCGAAAAGACGUUCGAAGAGUCCCUGAAGAUGCUCGAGAGGACGAAUAGCAUCAUCUUUUCGCCUUCGUUGUAUCUUUAGAUUCAGAUGGCCCAUCAUGACACUCGUGUAUAUCAUGCCGACAAGCCAAAUCGGUGAAUAUAUUUCCUACCUACUCGAGAAUCACUCCAAUUUGCCCUUGAUCUCCUCGAAAGUCUUCUUGAUAUCAUCCAUACCGAGCCCUUGUCCAGGCCAAGUUAUACCCAGACCCGCCGAAUCGUUCUGAGCGGGCUUGGGGAUCACAUGGAAGUGAACAUGAUCGACCUCUUGGUGAGCCCAUCGGCCGUUGUUUUGCAACAGGUUGUAGUGUUCGGCGCC
Molecule: messenger RNA, 3738 nt
Organism: Filobasidium floriforme
Lineage: Eukaryota; Fungi; Basidiomycota; Tremellomycetes; Filobasidiales; Filobasidiaceae
Product: rRNA-processing arch domain-containing protein
Exons: 12
Coding region: 136-3462 (1108 amino acids)
Biological process (GO): RNA catabolic process; maturation of 5.8S rRNA
Cellular component (GO): nucleus
Molecular function (GO): ATP binding; RNA helicase activity; RNA binding
Source: RefSeq, a predicted model, not a curated record